AUGGCUCCGGCGACCGGAUUUUCAUACCAGAGGCUGAGGAACGAAGGCAGUGGAGACGAGAAUUAUGAAUACCUAAAAGAAAUGAAGAGAGCGAUUGCUCACGUGAAGGCCAGAAUCCAAUGGUCUUCGAGGUUGAAGAGAGUGCCAUUGAGGAAGAAAUCGAAAAAGAUGAAGAUCCCAAGCUUGAGGAAGUUCAUGAGGAGAAGAGCUCGAGUUGUGAUGCUUUCAAUGGCGAAGGUUGUGAAGAGGCUCAAAGACAGCCAAUCACAUUUCGGCGAUUUGUUUGCUGGUAAUUAUCUGUUCAUGCAAGUCAAUCCUUCUUCUAUGAAAUCUUCUUCUCGUUUUGCAAUUCGUGGAUCAAUUAAGGGAAUUGAAGAUCAUGAUUUACGCUGUUCUUCUUCUUCUUCUUCUUCCCUUAGGGUUUCGUAA
Messenger RNA from Lactuca saligna, 429 nucleotides. NCBI's taxonomy places the organism in Eukaryota, Viridiplantae, Streptophyta, Magnoliopsida, Asterales, Asteraceae. The record is from the annotation of a GenBank genome assembly.